AUGCCUCCGAAUGGAUCAUCAUUCACGACUCUAAAUCUUCCACCGACAUUCGAGUUACCUCAAUGUAUGGAAUAUUUCAGCCUCCAGGCAGGCCCAAACACAGACCUUUGGCGCAAACCACCAAACGGAGACACUUCCACAGCACCAAUUGUCUUCACGUCACUCCGGCGACCAUUCGUCGUAGCCGAGGUAACCGUCAGUGCAGACUGGGAGAUGGAAUGGGACCAAGGCGGACUAGUGAUUUUCGCUGGUGCAGCACCGCAAUCCUUCUCCGACCUCGACGAGCCAACAAUUUACCGUGGGGCGCCUCAAUUCCCAUGCAAAUGGGUGAAAGCCGGCAUGGAAUUCUCGUCGGGGACCGUGAAUGCCUCAUCAGUGAGUGCUACGGCCGACGGCGCAGACUGGUGUUUAUCCCCGCUAGGGUCUACGGAUAUGGCGAUCCACUCACUGCGCAUUAAGCUUGAGCGGGUCGGCCACGCCCUGUGGAUCUGGUACCAGGUUCCAUCGGCUCUGCCCUAUACCCUCACGCCUGGUGCAGUGGGGAGCACGUGGAAGAAGCUGCGAGAGGUGACAUGGUUCUUUUAUGGAGUUGAGGAUAAGUUCGUGCAUGUUGGUGUCUAUGCGAGCCGGCCGACGAGUCUGUCGCGUGGGGGAACGAUGUGGGAUGCGAUGCACGGCAUGACACUUGAUAAUUCGCUGCCGACUGGUUCGGAUGGGCUGGUUGUUGAGUUUGACGACCUGGAAAUCUUCUAG
Messenger RNA from Penicillium salamii, 753 nucleotides. NCBI's taxonomy places the organism in Eukaryota, Fungi, Ascomycota, Eurotiomycetes, Eurotiales, Aspergillaceae. The record is from the annotation of a GenBank genome assembly.